Molecule: messenger RNA, 456 nt
Organism: Closterium sp. Yama58-4
Lineage: Eukaryota; Viridiplantae; Streptophyta; Zygnematophyceae; Desmidiales; Closteriaceae
Source: the annotation of a GenBank genome assembly
AUGGCGAGUGGUACUGGCGUCCUCUUCACCUCACCCCUCCCCCCCGACUCUGUUCCUCCUUCCCACCCUCGUCAGUCCCUCCCUCGCAGGUAUUCCCGCUCUGCUCGCCGCUAUGUGCGCCGGGACUUCCGGUGGAUCGUUGGAGGGGCCUCGGCCACUUGCUUCCUCAAGGUGACUCAGGUGCCCCUGCUAGGCGACCUGUGUCCCCAAGCAGUGCUCUUCCAGCCAGUGCCUGUGCGCCCCUCCUACAGCGCCCUUGACCGCCUCUGGCACUUCCGCGCUCGCAUCACUAACUUCCCCAAGGUCGGCUACAAAGCUAUUUUUGUGGAGGUGGAAUUCCCACCGUUGCGGCCGUCUGGUAACAACAUAACUCUGACAACCGAGGCACUGGUUGUGCCUAACAGCUUUCCAUUCUCAUACUGCACAGGCCCCAAGUGUGAUAUGCGCCUCGUGUAG